CAAUUAUUAGAAACUUCGCGAUUCGGGAUCGGAAACUUCAAUCUUGCGGACUUCCAAUAUUUUUCUUGGUUUAGUUCUUUCGCAGACCAGCGUGUAGGACGCGUCGUUCCCGAGUUGAUUGAAACAUUGUACGAAAUAUUUGUUCAUUGGAAAUGUUUCGAAGUGACACAUUGAAUUAUUUCAUUGCCUCCUUUUGUUCGAGGUUCGCGCAAUGUGCAACGACUGUAAAAUACUUCUUUCAAAAGAUGUCGAUACAGGGGUAUUACUUGCAAUUACACGUGUCGUACUCCCGGCAGAGGAUUUCUUAUUAAUACGAUUGCUCUGGACGGUCGGCAGCGAACUCAAUUUCUACCGACACCCUGAUAAAAUAAAAUUGAUAGUUUCACCGACGAAUGUGUGCAGUUCCUCCAUCCAUGUCGGUCCAACGCCUUUGCCCUCGCGCCGCGAGAUAUCCUCUUCAAUCCGGGACGUCUAUCUGUAUCAUUGAGAUCGCCAAGAUAAGAAUAAUUGAUCGAUGUAAAUUCAGAAUAGAAUUCCGACCAACAAACGGGCAAGGAAUCCUCGUCCGAGGACGAUGAAGAGCGCGUGUGCGUGGCGACGGAGCUUGCAACAUGCUGGCGGAUGCAAUCAGUGUCAUGCAGUCGUUGCACCGAGUACACGUGGGGAACAUUGUUCAUUCGAAGAAAGUACGAAAGUCGACUGGAACGGUGCCGUCUGAGAUCGCUUCGAAGAUCUUGCCGAGAACAGAAAUAUUUUUUCGCCGACAUGAGAUACAAACGCAUCGGUGUGAUCGGCGGAUCUUUGAUCACCUCCGUAUGCUUGCUUUCGGGGCUCAUGUAUUAUUUUAAUCAAGAUAGCUGUCCUGCGGGAACGUUUCUUUGUAGAAACGCAACUGCCUGCUUGCCUCAAAGAAAGUGGUGCGAUUCGAUAAAGCAAUGUCCUAACGGCGACGAUGAAGCAGAUUGCGACGAUUUCAACGGAUGCUUGGACUGUAUCUUACCGAACAUAACCAUCAUGAAAGACGUUACAGAAGAAAUUUGCGAUGUUUACGAUGUUCCUGCCAGAUGCUCCUACACAAAAAUUGUGUGUGGUGCAAUAUGUAAUAACUAUUCUGAAAUACCGAAAAAUCUUACGCCUAACAUCAGCAAGUUAUCUCUAUACGAUAGUUCCAUUGAACGCAUACCAAUUGAAGCUUUCGUACAUUAUCCAAAAUUAAAUACAUUAUAUUUGGAUCACACAAACAUUCAUGAAAUAGAAAUUGGGGCGUUCGCAAAUUUAACUAGACUGUAUUGGCUAAUUAUACACAAUAACAAAAUCAGCAAGUUACUGCACGGCCAUUUUACGGAUCUAAUUAGUUUGGAAUCUCUGCUGGCGUAUACGAACAAAAUCAUUGUAGCAGAUUUGUCAGACUUCGAUGGAAGCAGGAGGUUAGGAUUCAUAGAUUUAAGAGAAAAUCAAUUAACAUCAGAAACUCUGAAGCUACCUUAUUUACCAGCAUUGAAUACGAUAGACCUAGAUAAUAAUAACUUUGAGACAAUACCGAACAGCCUUUUCGCCGGAUGUCCAGCAUUAAAAUCAUUAAGUAUGCAGAACAACACGAUAAAGACGAUCGAGGAAAGCUCGUUUCAACAUCUGGAGGAACUGCAGGACCUUGAUUUGGCGUUUAAUAAAAUCGCCAGCGUUCCUCGGGAUGUGUUCCGGCCGCUGAAAAAUUUAAAGAGGCUAAUGUUGGGUUACAAUCAUCUCCAUAAUUUGCCAAUGGCAGUGUUGAGUCCGUUGACGGAACUUCGUUCUCUCGAUUUAGAGGAUAUAAACUUGGAUACAUUGGAGAAAAACUCGUUCGACGUGUUCCAUCAACUGGAUUUCGUAUAUUUCAAAAAGUUUCACUAUUGUGCGACUUAUGCACCGAAGGCACGAAGAUGUCGACCUAUCAGCGACGGUGUGUCAUCAUUGUUUCAUUUGUUGGAUAAAACUUUACUACGAACGGCAGUGUGGGUGAUAUCGUGUCUUACCUUUAUGGGGAAUGUGCUAGUUCUUUGGGGAAGAUUUACGGCUAAGGACGAAAAUCGCGUGCUGUCUAUCAUCAUCAGAAACCUGGCUGUCUCUGACACGUUAAUGGGAAUCUAUCUGUUCAUAAUCGCCGUGACUGACAUGAUAUUCCGCGAUAAAUACAAUCAAGUCGCCAGUUCCUGGAUGUCAUCCUGGUUCUGCAUCUGUUUGGGAAUAUUGACGAUGACGUCCUUGGAGGUUUCAGUAUUGAUCCUGUCGUUCAUGUCGCUCGAGCGAUAUAUGCUAAUCGCGGCACCUCUGAAAGGUCACCGUACCAUGACACCGCAGACGACAUCCGCGACGAUGAUCGUCAUAUGGAUCAUCGGAGUUACCCUAGCGCUUGUACCAGUCAUUCAUUGGCGAAGCAGCACAAAGUUUUAUGGCGUCAAUGGAAUGUGUUUUCCCUUACACAUUGAUGAUCCGUAUUCGAUUGGAUGGGAGUACUCAGCUUUCAUUUUCUUAGGAUUGAAUCUUACUGGAUUGAUUACGAUCGGCUAUGUUUAUACGGGGAUGUUUGUGAGCAUCUGGAAAACGAGACACGCAUGCUCUCUGUCUGUUCGUGAUUCCGAGUUCGCUUUGAGAUUUUUCUUGAUAGUCUUAACAGACGCUGCUUGCUGGGCACCGAUCAUCAUUCUCAAAAUUAGAGCACUGAUGAAGUAUCCCAUACCAGCGGAUUUGCAUGCGUGGCUGGUAGUUUUCAUUUUACCAGUCAAUAGCGCGGUUAACCCUUUGCUGUACACGUUUACUACGCCAAAAUUUCGCGAAAGAUUGAACAAUGGAUGGUUUGGAAAGGUUCGAAGUUAUGUUUCACGGAAAAGUUCCUCUGGAGAUUCCCAAGUAUCCGCUGUAAUAAGCAAGCAGCACGUGAUGUUAUCCCUCCCGAAUGGAACUCAUAACAAUCGAGAAAAGCCUCCUACGUUUCCUUGUAACAGAAGAUACAAGUCAGGAACAUGAUCGUAUUUUAUAAAUGUAGAUCGUUUGCGCAGUUAAUCACGUCUAUUCGAGAGAUUUAGAGAAUUCGAUAUGACAGGCGU
This is a messenger RNA of Megalopta genalis, 3083 nucleotides long. It is a transcript of the gene Lgr3, whose product is annotated as Leucine-rich repeat-containing G protein-coupled receptor 3. Gene Ontology annotation, cellular component: plasma membrane. Gene Ontology annotation, molecular function: G protein-coupled peptide receptor activity; protein binding. NCBI's taxonomy places the organism in Eukaryota, Metazoa, Arthropoda, Insecta, Hymenoptera, Halictidae. Gene Ontology annotation, biological process: hormone-mediated signaling pathway; adenylate cyclase-activating G protein-coupled receptor signaling pathway; activation of adenylate cyclase activity. The record is from RefSeq and is a predicted model, not a curated record.